Messenger RNA from Camponotus floridanus (Florida carpenter ant), 1706 nucleotides. Its product is annotated as tubulin beta-1 chain. The record is from RefSeq and is a predicted model, not a curated record. Lineage: Eukaryota; Metazoa; Arthropoda; Insecta; Hymenoptera; Formicidae. Gene Ontology annotation, cellular component: microtubule; cytoplasm. The coding region runs from base 153 to 1496 and encodes 447 amino acids. Gene Ontology annotation, biological process: mitotic cell cycle; microtubule cytoskeleton organization. The transcript has 2 exons. Gene Ontology annotation, molecular function: GTP binding; structural constituent of cytoskeleton; GTPase activity.
ACGGACACCGCAACCGCCGCAUACUCGUCUCUGGACUCUCGCGACGCGUUAGUCUGUAAUCGUCGAGUCAGUUCGAUAGUAAUCGCCCGCCGCACCAAGCACCCGAGGGUCUAUUAUAUCGAGAGGUCACCGAUAAAGCCCGUACGAGCAACAUGAGGGAAAUCGUCCACAUCCAGGCCGGCCAGUGCGGUAACCAAAUUGGAGCAAAGUUUUGGGAAAUUAUCAGCGACGAGCAUGGCAUUGACCCGACUGGCACCUAUCAUGGUGACUCUGACCUCCAACUGGAAAGAAUCAACGUAUACUACAAUGAGGCAUCGGGUGGCAAAUACGUGCCCCGUGCCAUCCUCGUCGACUUGGAACCUGGCACCAUGGACUCUGUACGCUCGGGACCAUUCGGUCAGAUCUUUAGACCCGACAACUUCGUGUUCGGUCAAAGCGGUGCGGGCAACAACUGGGCAAAGGGUCAUUACACCGAAGGCGCUGAAUUGGUCGACUCGGUUCUCGAUGUCGUAAGAAAAGAAGCUGAGAGUUGCGAUUGUCUGCAAGGAUUCCAGCUUACGCAUUCCUUGGGCGGUGGUACUGGCUCCGGUAUGGGUACCUUGCUCAUUUCCAAGAUCCGCGAGGAGUAUCCAGAUAGAAUCAUGAAUACGUAUUCCGUCGUGCCGUCACCCAAGGUAUCCGAUACGGUUGUCGAGCCGUACAACGCAACUCUUUCCGUGCACCAACUUGUUGAGAAUACCGACGAAACUUACUGUAUCGAUAACGAGGCCCUUUACGAUAUCUGUUUCCGCACUCUGAAACUGUCGACGCCCACAUACGGCGAUUUGAACCAUCUCGUUUCCCUCACGAUGUCGGGCGUCACGACUUGUUUGAGGUUCCCCGGUCAGCUGAACGCCGAUCUUAGAAAACUCGCCGUAAACAUGGUGCCCUUCCCCCGUCUUCACUUCUUCAUGCCCGGCUUCGCGCCCCUUACGUCUCGCGGUAGCCAACAGUACAGAGCACUCUCCGUACCGGAACUCACUCAACAGAUGUUCGACGCCAAAAAUAUGAUGGCUGCGUGUGAUCCCAGGCAUGGCAGAUAUCUCACAGUCGCUGCCAUAUUCCGUGGUAGGAUGUCAAUGAAGGAGGUUGACGAGCAAAUGCUCAACAUUCAAAACAAGAACAGCUCAUACUUUGUCGAAUGGAUCCCGAAUAACGUCAAGACUGCCGUCUGUGACAUUCCACCACGCGGUCUCAAGAUGUCUGCCACAUUUAUUGGCAAUUCCACCGCCAUCCAGGAAUUGUUCAAGCGCAUCUCCGAACAGUUCACCGCUAUGUUUAGAAGAAAGGCUUUCCUUCACUGGUAUACUGGUGAGGGUAUGGACGAGAUGGAAUUCACCGAAGCUGAAUCGAACAUGAACGAUUUGGUAUCCGAGUACCAGCAGUACCAGGAGGCUACCGCGGACGAGGACGCCGAGUUCGACGAGGAGCAGGAAGCCGAGGUCGAUGAGAACUAAAAGAAGACGUUAUCUCGCAGCGAUACUAUCUCGUCCUUUCCCUAUUCUCUCUUCUUCUCAAUCGACCGAGCGAUAACGCAACACAACCCUUCACCCACGCUUCUUGUCUCGUUAUUUCUCUUUUGUAUCUUUUUUUUUACGGAUUUCUAUUUUGAAUUUUUGCGAAGUGCGCGCAUUUUCAAUUACCUUUAUCGCACUUAGUGGAAGAUU